AUGGCGGACUCUAGCUUUGAUAGCACACCUGUACUGGUAGGCCUAUCUCUUCUGGACAGCUAUAUGCUGGACAUCAGAAACUACAUUCCAGUCGGAUGUAUCCGUGUCAGAUGCGAUGGCAGUGUUCCAUCAGAUGCGUGGUAUGGCUGUUUGGAUGGAGAUCUCCAUGGACGAUGGAUGGCCUUCGCGCAUCCUCGGGACAUGCUCAAUCCUGGCGGAGGACUUCUAAUCCCUAAUACCUUGCAAUUUAGGUUCUUCCAGCUACCACUGCUGAAGCCAUUCUUGGGGCUCUUCAAUGCAGCGUGGAUCCGCAUGGAGUUCCGAGCCAACGAUCAACACCGAGGACAAAUCCGCGUCUACGUUCUCCCAGACGAUUUUGGCCGCUCAGUCAUCGAUCGCAGCAACGCGUCGUUCCGUAAGGCUAUGUUGCCGCUCCUCGCACGACUCGAUAUCUCAAGCACCACAUGGCAGGGACAAUGGCAGAGUUCUCGGGUCCGUCACGUGGACUCCUCUCUCGAUAUCCGCUACCGACCACAAUCUCUGUUCGAGACGUUUAUGGCUUUGCCCUCUCCACAGCCCGAUCCGCAACUCGUCGCCGACCCGUGGGCAGCACAAGCAAUGUACCAAAUUCUGGACAAUCAGGUUGACGGUCUGAAGACUAGCUUGCAUGAAUAUCAGCGUCGUUCGGCGGCUAUGAUGCUUCAACGAGAAUCGACGCCGGUGCACAACUUGGAUCCAAGAUUAAGAAGUCUGACUGAUCAAAGUGGAAAGUCGUGGUACGGUGAUGCGAACGCCGGGUAUUGUUUCCGCGAUCCACGGACCCAUGAAGCUCCUAGAGGUGGUAUCUGUAUCGAGAAUAUGGGGAUAGGUAAGAUUGUAAUCUGUUUGGCGCUGAUCGUAGCCUCGAAAGAUUGUACCGCUCGUAUUCCAGAGGAGUAUUUACAUGAUUCGAUACCAGUGCGUAAGAGCACGGGAUCCCUGAUGGAGAUGGCCGCAGCUACCAUAGGCAGAGAAUCCGUCCCCUGGAAGACAACACUCGCAAAUCUUGAAGCCCAAGAAGGAUACUGCUUCGAACGUUGUCGUGAAGCUUUGGAGAAGGGUGCAGGAUACUAUAUGCUUCCCGCCUCAUCUUCUCAGCGCAAUUCAGAUGAUCAGAGCGAUCCUCAACCCCGCAAGAUCAUCCUUUCAGCGGCUACUAUAGUUGUAGCAGGGGCAUUAUUGAUCAACACCUGGGAGGCGGAGGUUAAAAAGCAUACAGUUGGACUGAAAGUCUUGGUGAUGAAGGCGAUGACAGAUGAGCUGCCCGUGCCCAGUGAAAUUGCCGCGUGCGAUAUCAUUCUGUUCACUAAGAAGCGAUUCAAGAAAGAGGCCCAGGAGAGCCUGAAGGUGGAGAGCGCUCAAGACGCAGAUAACAUUCUUCUCGCAAGCAUGUUGGUGGCGAUGGGGACGGAGACUUCAAUAGCCACAGCCGUGAGAAAUAAUUUGAACAUCCUUGCGAACAACUCACCCCUCCGGGAAAUCCACUUCAAGCGCCUUAUUGUGGACGAAGGACAGGGGUUUGGUCCAGCUCCUCGCAAGGAGUGCCUCCCCAUUGUCGAUUUUUUCCAACUGUCGUCCCGUUGGGUUGUCUCCGGAUCGCUGCUCGACUGUAGCUCGAGCUCUGAGGGUUCAUCAGAUGAAAUUGACCAGGAUCCAAAUCAAGUCGCCUUGCAUCGCCAACAAGAGCGCCAGGAUCUCGACAUACUGGGCUCUAUUGUCACCUCGUUCCUGAAAGCCCAGCCAUGGGUCAAUCUUCCGGGGGACUACCAGCCUGCGGUAUGGUCGCAGCUGAUUGAGCAGCGUCAUGGCUCCGAGGGUCUGGGUCGAGACCAAGGUCGAGGUUUGGAGUGCUUGCGUGCGACCAUGAAAGGACUGGUCGUCCUCGUGCAGCAUCCGGAUUUGGCUCAGACUGCACCUGAGGACGAGGAUGAGGAUGGGGAUGAGGAUGAGGAUGAGGAUGAGGAUUCCGAUCUGAAGCCGCCGGGAUCGAGUCCGGACGGCGAAAAGGCGAAGACAAUUGGAGUUCGUAGUAGUCUUCGUAUUAGUGAGAAGGGGAAGGGGAAGGGGAAGGGGAAGGGGAAGGGGAAGGGCAAGGCAAAGGCAAAGGCGGAGGAGCUUGGACUCACGCUGGCUUAUGGGCAUGUACGUGCACCUGCAUCAGGAUCAGGGACGACGAGUGCGCAUCCGCAUCCCGACUCGGAGCUUCGCCGUCAGCUGAUCACGGACAUGGCCGGCCCGUCGGGCAUUCGUGGCUCCCAUGACUACUUCGAAGAACUAGAUGAGCUGGAGGCUAUGAUGGCUGGCCCCGACGGCGGUAUGGUCGGCGAGGAUGCUGAAGGGUUUUUUCAGCAGGGAAGAUGA
Molecule: messenger RNA, 2400 nt
Organism: Drepanopeziza brunnea f. sp. 'multigermtubi' MB_m1
Lineage: Eukaryota; Fungi; Ascomycota; Leotiomycetes; Helotiales; Drepanopezizaceae
Biological process (GO): DNA repair
Cellular component (GO): nucleus
Molecular function (GO): ATP-dependent chromatin remodeler activity; ATP binding
Source: RefSeq, a predicted model, not a curated record